This is a messenger RNA of Oryza brachyantha (malo sina), 1095 nucleotides long. Its product is annotated as homeobox-leucine zipper protein HOX28-like. Gene Ontology annotation, molecular function: sequence-specific DNA binding; DNA-binding transcription factor activity, RNA polymerase II-specific. Gene Ontology annotation, biological process: regulation of DNA-templated transcription. The record is from RefSeq and is a predicted model, not a curated record. NCBI's taxonomy places the organism in Eukaryota, Viridiplantae, Streptophyta, Magnoliopsida, Poales, Poaceae. The transcript is spliced from 2 exons. Bases 40 to 831 code for a protein of 263 amino acids.
GUUCUAGGCUGGGCUAGGCUAGCUUGGUCAUCGUUAGACAUGGAGAGGCAGAGCUUGGAUCUUGGCCUGAGCCUCGGGCUGGGCCUGGGAGUGACGUCGACGGCGGCGCCCCGGCUCGCCGCCGCCGGCCUCUUUCUGAACUCCGGUGUGGCCAUUGCGUCGGAGCAAGAAGGGAGCCAUGGUGCGGUGGCGGCGGAGGACGAGAGGGUGGCGCCGUGCUCUCCUGGGAGCCCGGUGUCGAGCGGCAGCGGGAAGAGGACGGCUGACAGGUCGGCCGGGAGCGGCGACGAGGACGACGCCGGCUGCGACGGCGGCGGCGGCGCGCGGAAGAAGCUCCGGCUGUCCAAGGACCAGGCCGCCGUCCUCGAGGAGUGCUUCAAGGCGCACCACACCCUCACUCCGAAGCAGAAGCUUGCGCUGGCGAACAGCUUGAGCCUGCGGCCGCGGCAGGUGGAGGUGUGGUUCCAGAACCGCCGCGCGAGGACGAAGCUGAAGCAGACGGAGGUGGACUGCGAGCAGCUCAAGCGGUGGUGCGACCAGCUCGCCGACCACAACCGCCGCCUCCACAAGGAGCUAGCCGAGCUCAGGGCGCUCAAGGCCACGCCGCCGGCCGCCGCCGAGACGCCACUGACCACCCUCACAAUGUGCCUCUCCUGCAAGCGCGUCGCCACCUCCUCCUCAGCCUCCGCCGCCAACGCCGGCGCGCCGUCGCCGUUCCCCGGCCACCACCCGCAGUUCUUCUGCGGAUUCAGAGAUAGCGCCGCCGGGGCCACCGCAGCGGCGUACGGCAGCUCGUCUGGACUCGCGAAGCCGGUCAGGGCGGCGAGAUAGAUCGAUGCGCCGCCAUGAUCAAGCAAAUCUCUAGCUAGAAGAAGACACUGAAAACUGUCACGACUCACACAAGCAAACUGAGGAAGAGUAGAACAGAGUUUAAUUGAUUAAUCUCUCAUUUUCUGUGUACUUCCAAGGAUUAAGUGCAAGUUAAUUAGUAGUUUUAACAAUGUAGGAUCAAUCGAUCAAUGAGUUGCACAAUAACCGUAUGCACAUGAAAGUUGAUGAAAUAACAAGAGCUAAUUAAUUAAUUAAUUAAUCAAG